Molecule: messenger RNA, 549 nt
Organism: Procambarus clarkii (red swamp crayfish)
Lineage: Eukaryota; Metazoa; Arthropoda; Malacostraca; Decapoda; Cambaridae
Source: RefSeq, a predicted model, not a curated record
AUGGAGGAUCCUAACUCCUCCGUGGAGGAUCCUAACUCUCCCGUGGAGGAUCCUAACUCUCCCGUGGAGGAUCCUAACUCUCCUGUGGAGGAUCCUAACUCUCCCAUGGAGGAUCCUAACUCUUCCGUGGAGGAUCCUAACUCCUCCGUGGAGGAUCCUAACUCCUCCGUGGAGGAUCCUAACUCCUCCGUGGAGGAUCCUAACUCCUCCGUGGAGGAUCCUAACUCCUCCGUGGAGGAUCCUAACUCCUCCGUGGAGGAUCCUAACUCUCCCGUGGAGGAUCCUAACUCCUCCGUGGAGGAUCCUAACUCCCCCGUGGAGGAUCCUAACUCCUCCGUGGAGGAUCCUAACUCUCCCGUGGAGGAUCCUAACUCUCCCAUGGAGAAUCCUAACUCCUCCGUGGAGGAUCCUAACUCCCCCGUGGAGGAUCCUAACUCCUCCGUGGAGGAUCCUAACUCCUCCGUGGAGGAUCCUAACUCCUCCGUGGAGGAUCCUAACUCCCUGUGGAGGAUCCUAACUCCUUCAUGGAGGAACCUAACUACUCCGUAG